Molecule: messenger RNA, 747 nt
Organism: Sclerotinia sclerotiorum 1980 UF-70
Lineage: Eukaryota; Fungi; Ascomycota; Leotiomycetes; Helotiales; Sclerotiniaceae
Exons: 2
Coding region: 1-747 (248 amino acids)
Source: RefSeq, a predicted model, not a curated record
AUGUCUGCCACUACCAACAUGCCAACCUCUCCUAUUCAGCACCGAGAUAUUCGAUCUGAGGCCCAGGCCUUCAAACGUGAUAAGGAUCAAUCCCAGAAAUGGGCUAUGGGAACUCGUCCGCUCGCUGGCGUCAAUCGGGCUAUCAUCUAUUCGACUGAUGGUCCUAUGGAAUCUUCGAAGGGGAAGGAGAAGGUUAGACCUCAAAAGUCGUGGAGUCAAAUAGUCAAUACCGACCGACACCCCCGCAACAACUCUAAUACCACUCCUAAGCCAUUCGGGGCUCCAUCCUACCACCACGGUCCUACCUCUUCUUCCCGUAUCGCCCGCCAGAUUGAUGCUCAUAUCGAGGCUGCGGAUAACGCUUCACACCCCCUUUCUAAGUCCUUACUCGACCUUCUUCCUACACAUUAUAAUAAUACAUCUCCAUCCAUCGCUACCGCAGCGAUGAAUGCUGGUGAUGAGGGUGUUCUUUACUCUUUUGAUAGAAAAGACACACCAAAUAACAGAGUUGAUUUGAGUGGGUUAGUGGAUCUAGCAGAGCAGAAAUGGGUCAAUGAGCAAACCGAGAAGAUCGUUAGGGGUGAAUAUGAAGUUUUGGAUGCAGAGGGAGAAACUGUUCUUCAAAGACAAAGAGGCAGAAAGAGUCCGAGAUCUAAGGCACUGUCCCGUGCUCGUGGAGAUGGUAAGACUAAGACUAAAGGUCAGGAGCCAGAACCUCUUGAAGAUGAUGGGUUUGAACUCAUUUAA